This is a messenger RNA of Cherax quadricarinatus, 1020 nucleotides long. Lineage: Eukaryota; Metazoa; Arthropoda; Malacostraca; Decapoda; Parastacidae. The record is from RefSeq and is a predicted model, not a curated record.
UAAUAUUGUUGGAAUAUGACAGACAAAUGAAGAGUUCAACGCUGUGAUGAAGGGAUACAAGCGAGGAACUCACACUGAGCCCCACACCGUCUACCAAGUCAAGGAAGAUGCUCCCAGGGCAGCUACUGUUGACUGGCGUACCGAAGGUGCUGUCACCGGUGUCAAGGACCAGGGGCAGUGUGGUUCAUGCUGGUCCUUCUCUGCUACUGGUUCCCUGGAAGCUCAGCAUUACUUCGCCACUGGUAAACUGAUCAGCCUGUCAGAGCAGCAACUGGUUGACUGUGCUGGUGGACUGUACUUCAACCAGGGUUGUAACGGUGGUUGGGUCAACCAAGCCUUUAAGUACAUUAGGGACCAUGGAUCUGAGAAAGAGACAGCUUACCCCUACACAGCAGUGGAUGGAACCUGCAAAUUCAAUUCCAACAAUGUUGCAGCAACAUUGAGCAGCUAUGUGACCAUACCAGAGGGAAGUGAGACUUCUCUGGAAUCAGCAGCUGCUAGUGAAGGACCCAUCUCUGUGGCCAUCGAUGCCUCCCGCCUCUCCUUCCAGCUCUACGGCAGUGGUGUGUACUACGAGUCAAAAUGUUCAUCAACUGAACUUGACCACGCUGUACUGGUAGUUGGUUAUGGUACUGAAAGCGGAGAUGAGUACUUCCUUGUCAAGAACUCCUGGGGCACAAGCUGGGGUGAGAGUGGUUACAUUAAGAUGUCUCGUAAUAGGAGCAACAACUGUGGUAUUGCCACUGAUGCUUCAUACCCAGUGGUCUAAUUACCAGAGCUUCUACCUACAGUACCAGUGUAGCCACCUAACUAGUGGUGUAGACAUCACAGAUCUUCUAACUACUCUCUUAUAUAUCAUACAACUUCCAACUGCUUGUUUAAAUCAACUGAAGACUGUAUAUUUUCAUCACUUUCAUCAGGCAGCAUUAAUUAACACUGUGUUAACAACAUAUUUUAAUAUUUUACUUGAGAAAGUUCAUAAACGAACAACAUCUCAAAAUAAAUAUUAUUAAAGACAAA